Molecule: messenger RNA, 1179 nt
Organism: Aspergillus terreus NIH2624
Lineage: Eukaryota; Fungi; Ascomycota; Eurotiomycetes; Eurotiales; Aspergillaceae
Exons: 6
Coding region: 1-1179 (392 amino acids)
Source: RefSeq, a predicted model, not a curated record
AUGUCUCGGCGUCGUGCCUCUCACAGUGAAUCAAUUGCUCAAUCGUCCACGACGAACGAGGCCUUUGCAUAUCCUUAUUCCGGAAUGCAGCAGAAUUUCCAAGCCCCGCGGCGCGGUCCGAUCGAGGGCCCCAACGGCCGUCGCUUGAUCCGCCGGGUCACCUGGCGUUCGUCCACCUACAAGUUGAUGGCCUCCUUGUGGGUGUUUGGCGUCUUCUACAUCGUGUGGUUGAUCCGGGACAUCUUCUAUCUCCCCUUUUCGUCCUCGUCGAGUCCCGCCACCACCAAUGGGGCUCCGAGUCUGCUAGACCACUACGUGGGGCUGCACCAAUGUGGCAUCUCGUCGGCGUCCCUCUACACGCCCCCUCAGGCGAGUCACCAGUAUUGUCAGACCCGCGAUGCCUUGCUCAGCGCCAUGAGUAACGGCGGCCGUCAUGGCUUUGGUGCCGCCUAUACGUCUCAAGGCUGUUUCUACCGGUGGUACACUCCGUCCGAGGUCUGCGACAUCCUGCAGAAGUUCGAUGGUGUGGUCUUUGUUGGAGACGAGUCUCUGGCUGAUAUCUACGCCGGGUUCAACAUCAUCCUGCGACAGGAUCUCCAGACCGGCUCUCUGCGAGACUGGGACAUGAGCCCACCGCAGCUGGAGAAGUGCAAUUGCGACGCCCAAUUCACCAGUGCCUCGUGUCUCCCACUGCGAAUCACAUCGAGCGAUGAGGUGGACCGACAGAAGACCCUUCGGAGUCCGUAUGCUUGUUCUGCGCAAGUAUCUCACGAUUUCAUUACCGUGACAAACUCGCCUGCCCCGAAAGGCACCCAGGAGAAGUUCCGCCAGCUCCUCUCCCAGACCGAGACCCCGCAGAAACCAGUCGCCGUGAUCCAGAGUCUGUCGUUGUCCACUUCCUAUUCCUUGACGACAGCAAAGAACAGCAUGGACGAAUGGCUAGGGCUGGCUCAGAGCAGCAGUCGGAUCACCCCGUUCCUCUGGGUUGGCCCAACCGCCCCGGGCCACCAGAAACCCUCUGGGGACAAUGUCCAUGCGAGCAGCUGGCAAUACACGCUGGACGUUGCGGCGGCCGCACAGGCAGAUAGUUGGGACGGCAUGCACUAUGGCGAGAAGGUGGCUUUGAUGCAGGCUAUGAUGGGACGACAUGUCCCCUACCUAGACGGAAUCUUUGGCUAA